Molecule: messenger RNA, 1788 nt
Organism: Gadus morhua (Atlantic cod)
Lineage: Eukaryota; Metazoa; Chordata; Actinopteri; Gadiformes; Gadidae
Product: coronin-1C-A-like
Exons: 1
Coding region: 193-1590 (465 amino acids)
Biological process (GO): cell migration; actin filament organization
Molecular function (GO): actin filament binding
Source: RefSeq, a predicted model, not a curated record
CUGGGUGUGCCGAUUCACCCGCAGCUUCCGGUUCAUACAUUUGCAGGGAGAAAGGAAAGAAACGGAGCAGCUCGGACGUCUUGGGGCAAACAAGGGAGACAUCCUGAAGAAGGGCGCGCCUUAACAAACAUAUUCAUGUGUUCUGAUUGAUUGUUUCGUUCGUUAAGAAAACGCUGCAUAGAUUUAGAAGAUAUGUUGAGGCGCGUUGUGCGACAGAGCAAGUUCCGGCAUGUGUUCGGCCAGGCGGUGCGGAACGACCAGAUCUACGACGACAUCCGCGUCUCCCGGGUGACGUGGGACUCCUCCUUCUGCGCCGUCAACCCCAAGUUUGUGGCCAUCAUCAUCGAUGCCAGCGGGGGCGGAGCGUUCCUGGUGCUCCCGCUACAGAAGACGGGUCGCAUAGACAAGACCUACCCAACCGUGUGCGGUCACAUGGGCCCCGUGCUGGACAUCGACUGGUGUCCUCACAACGACCUGGUCAUCGCCAGCGGCUCUGAAGACUGCAAGGUCAUGGUGUGGCAGAUACCUGAGAAUGGCCUGGAGGAACCUCUGUCACAGCCGGCUGUGGUCCUGGAGGGCCACUCCAAGAGGGUGGGCAUCGUGACCUGGCACCCCACGGCUCGUAAUGUCCUCCUUAGCGCAGGCUGUGACAACCAGGUGGUGAUCUGGAACGUGGGGACGGGCGAGGCCCUGGUGCGUCUGGACGACAUGCACCCCGACGUGAUCUUCAGCGCCUGCUGGAGCCGCAGCGGCAGCCUGAUCUGCACCGCCUGCAAGGACAAGACGGUGCGCGUCAUCGACCCGCGCAAGGGGAAGAUCAUCGUGGAGAAGGAAAAGGCCCACGAGGGAGCUCGACCAAUGAGAGCCAUCUUCCUGGCAGACGGCAGCAUCUUCACCACUGGAUUCAGCCGCAUGAGCGAGCGCCAGCUGGCUCUCUGGAGAACUGAUAACAUGGACGAGCCCAUAAACAUCCAGGAGAUGGACUCCAGCAACGGCAUUCUUCUGCCGUUUUACGACCCGGACACCAACAUCGUGUACUUGUGCGGAAAGGGGGACAGCAGCAUUCGGUACUUUGAGAUCACGGACGAGUCGCCGUACGUGCACUACCUCAACACCUUCUCGUCCAAGGAGCCUCAGCGGGGGAUGGGCUACAUGCCCAAGAGAGGCCUCGACGUCAACAAAUGUGAAAUUGCUAGGUUUUAUAAAUUGCAUGAGAGGAAGUGUGAGCCCAUCAUCAUGACUGUGCCCCGGAAGUCCGACUUGUUCCAGGAUGACCUGUACCCGGACACGGCCGGCCCGGACCCCGCCGUGGAGGCGGAGGAGUGGUGGGCCGGGAAGAACGGCAACCCCAUCCUGAUCUCGCUGAAGAACGGCUAUGUCGCCACGAAGAACCGGGAGCUGAAGGUGUCGCCAAACCCUUCCGCUCCCCAGAAGACCCCUGGACCCCAGGCCCCACAAUCCACCCCCAUAAAGGGGGAGGACAAGCUGGAGGAGGUGCUGCGGGAGUUCAAGUCGCUCAGGGACCGCGUGAUCCUGCAAGACCGGCGCAUCGCCAAGCUGGAGGAGCAGAUCGCCAAGGUGGCCAUGUGAUCAGCCCCCCCUCCCCCUGGGGCCGUGCCAUGGUCGCGGGGCGUCGGCGGGAGACGAGACGAGGUGGGCCGAGCCAGGGCCGAAAGGGUGAAAUCAAUUGGGCUUCAUUCCCCCACCCUCCCCCUCCCCUGGGAUCAGACCAAGCUCUCAUUCCAAGAUGGCGUCUAUCGUUUUUUUUUUUUCGUUUCUUUCCCAUGA